AUGAAGAAGAGCAAGGCUCUGGCUUUGGUGGCCACUCUGUCUCUUCUUCUCUUGGCCUUGGCUCAUCCUUCACUCUCAUCAUCUCCGCCGCACAACGAAACGUGGGCGCUCACGCAAUUCCGCCUCCAGACCGAUACUCACGGCUACCUACGAUCCAACUGGACCGGGGCCGACCCAUGCACCUCAUCCUGGACCGGAGUCAGAUGCUCCAUCUCCAAAUCCCGCGUCGUCGCUCUCUCCCUCCCUUCCCUCAACCUGCGGGGCCCGCUCGACUUCCUCGCCCUCCUCGACCAGCUCCGCUUCCUCGACCUCCACAACAACCGCUUGAACGGCACCGUUUCGCCCCUCACCAACUGCACCAACCUCAAGCUACUCUACCUUGCCGGCAACGACCUCUCCGGCGAAAUUCCACCUGAGAUCACCUCCCUCCGGCGACUCCUUCGGCUCGACCUCUCCGACAACAACCUCCGCGGCCCAAUCCCCGGAAACCUCACAGCCCUUACCCGGCUCCUCACGCUCCGGCUCCAGAACAAUGUCCUCUCCGGCGAAGUCCCCGACUUCUCCGGCUCCCUCGCCGACCUCAAAGAACUCAACUUCACCAACAACGAACUGUACGGACGGCUUCCGGAGGGUCUGCUGAGAAAGUUCGGGGACGAAAGCUUUUCCGGCAACGAAGGACUCUGCGGGGCGAGCCCCUUGCCGGCGUGUUCGUUUACCGGAGCUACUAGUCCGCCGUCGGCGGCUUCAGCUCAAACGGUGCCGUCUAAUCCGAGCCAAUUGCCUCAGACGACGAGCGUAAACGUACCGGAGAAGAAGAAAUCGAGAAAGGGGCUAAGCCCCGGCGCUAUAGUCGCCAUUGUAAUCGCCAAUUGCGUGGCUAUGCUGGUGGUUGUGUCGUUCAUCUUGGCCCAUUACUGCGCGAGAGAUCGAGGUUCGAAUUCGAUCGGCGGAAGUGAGAGUGGGAAGAGAAGGAGCGGUAGCAGCUAUGGCGGCGAUCAGAAGAAGGUGUAUGCCAACAGUGGGGGUGCGGAUAGUGAUGGGACGAACGCCACGGACCGGAGCAAGCUCGUGUUUUUCGACCGGAGGAAGCAGUUUGAGCUGGAAGAUUUGCUCCGGGCGUCGGCAGAGAUGUUGGGGAAAGGAAGCUUGGGGACGGUGUACAAGGCUGUGCUCGACGACGGGUGCACCAUGGCUGUGAAGCGGCUCAAGGACGCGAACCCGUGCGCGAGGAAGGAGUUUGAGCAGUACAUGGAUUUGAUAGGGAAGGUGAAGCACCCAAAUGUGGUGAGGCUCAGUGCUUACUAUUAUGCCAAGGAGGAGAAGCUUCUUGUCUAUGAUUAUCUCCCUAACGGAAGCUUGCACUCACUCCUUCAUGGCAAUCGUGGUCCGGGUAGAAUUCCUUUGGAUUGGACCACAAGGAUCAGCUUGAUGCUGGGUGCUGCUCGUGGGCUUGCUCGGAUUCAUGAAGAGUAUAGCUCUGCAAAAGUGCCACAUGGGAAUGUGAAAUCUUCCAAUGUGCUUCUUGACAAGAACGGUGUGGCUUGCAUUUCUGACUUUGGACUCUCUCUGCUUCUGAACCCGGUUCAUGCCAUUGCAAGGUUGGGUGGAUACAGAGCUCCUGAACAGGCAGAGGUCAAGAGGCUGUCGCAGAAGGCGGACGUGUACAGCUUCGGGGUGUUAUUGUUGGAGGUUCUUACAGGGAGAGCCCCGUCCCAGUACCCAUCUCCUGCUCGCCCUCGUGUUGAGGAGGAGGAGGAGGCGGUGGACCUUCCGAAAUGGGUGAGGUCUGUGGUGAAGGAGGAGUGGACUGGGGAGGUGUUUGAUCAAGAACUUUUGAGGUACAAGAACAUUGAGGAGGAGCUUGUGGCAAUGCUCCAUGUGGGAUUGGCUUGUGUGGUGCCUCAGCCUGAAAAGAGGCCUACAAUGGCUGAAGUGGCAAAGAUGAUUGAGGACAUCAGAGUGGAGAGAUCUCCUCUUGGGGAAGACUAUGAUGAAUCCCGCAAUUCGCUUUCGCCUUCCCUUGCCACCACUGAAGACGGGCUGGCCUGA
Molecule: messenger RNA, 2049 nt
Organism: Prunus armeniaca (apricot)
Lineage: Eukaryota; Viridiplantae; Streptophyta; Magnoliopsida; Rosales; Rosaceae
Source: the annotation of a GenBank genome assembly